GGAAGAGUCAGGCUGAUGGAGAGAAGUGAAAUAUGAACUCAUCAGCGUUUCCUGCAGGCAACACAACGGUUAAUCAGUUCCUGCUGGUCAGAGACACUUUCACCACAGCCUUUGUGAAGAACCUGAUCGUGGUUUUAGUCUGGCUCAUACUCAGUUACAUCAACAGCACCUUGGUUAUCACCUUCUUUAAACAUCAGGUGUUUUAUGAAGACCCUCGUUACAUCCUCUUCAUCCACAUGGUGAUCAACGAUUGUAUCCAGCUCACCGUCACCAUCACGCUCUUUGUCCUCAGCUACAUCUUCUACAGGAUCAACGUCUCCUUCUGCUGCUUCUUCAUCCUGGUGGCCGUCUUCACCACUAGAAACACACCAGUCAGCUUAGCGAGCAUGGCCAUAGAGCGCUACAUCGCUAUCUGUGAUCCUUUACGCCACCCUCAGAUCUGCACUGUGAGGAGGACCUACAUGGUCAUCGGGUGUAUUUGGUUCAUUUCUGUGGCUCCAGAUAUCACUGAUCUGUUUGUGACUCUUGCAACCGAGUCCCUGAGCUUCUUCCAUCAGUCUGUGUUCUGUCUGCGUCAGAAUGUCUUCAAAGAUCCCAUCCUGGCCUACAAGAGGCAGGUCUUUGAUAUCAUGUACUUCUCAUGUGUGGUCCUCAUCCUGGUCUACACCUACCUGAGGAUCCUGUUCGCAGCCCGGGCUCUCUCCACAGAGAAGAUUUCAGCCAAGAGAGCCAGGAACACCAUCCUGCUGCAUGGGGCCCAGCUGGCCAUGUGCAUGCUCUCCUACAUCUCCCCGAGCGUGGAGAUCGUCCUCCACCUCAUCUUCCACGGGAGAAUCUUAGAGAUCCGAUAUGCAAACUACCUCAUCGUAUACAUCCUGCCACGCUUCCUGAGCCCCAUCAUCUAUGGAGUCAGAGACAAGCAGUUCAGGAGGUACCUCAAAAUGUACCUGCUGAACAACAGGUGCAGGAUCAAACGGAAGGCAGUGACACCACUGGACAAAGAUAGCAUGUGACGCCUGAUUCAGGGAACACGUUUGAUUAAAUGUAUUUACUCUAGGUUAAAGCUAACCUUAUGAUUUAUCUCUGUGAAGAAAAUAUAAUCACCAUUUCAAUAAAGUAUUUGCUUAUGUAACAUGAAGCAUGUACCUUCAA
Messenger RNA from Notolabrus celidotus (New Zealand spotty), 1152 nucleotides. Its product is annotated as odorant receptor 131-2-like. Gene Ontology annotation, cellular component: membrane. Gene Ontology annotation, molecular function: G protein-coupled receptor activity. Lineage: Eukaryota; Metazoa; Chordata; Actinopteri; Labriformes; Labridae. Gene Ontology annotation, biological process: G protein-coupled receptor signaling pathway. The coding region runs from base 33 to 1013 and encodes 326 amino acids. The record is from RefSeq and is a predicted model, not a curated record. The transcript has 4 exons.